CAGCUGUAAUUUAUUUUGAUUCUAUAUUUAUGACAUCUUAAGAUUUCCAUGGGACAGAAGAAAGUUGAGUUAUUCUCACAGAAGGGCUUAUUGAUCUCUAUGGAACUUUGUUAACCAGAAAAUGUUCCUCUUAAAAGCAAAGUAAAAAAAAGAGCACCCCGCCCCCAAACUGAUCAUGAAAGACACCUUCAUGUGGGUUUACAUUAUUAUAACAUUUAAAUAUAAAACUGAUGUUAGUGAGCUUGAGAUAUGAGACUGGAACGUAAGAUACUUGGACACAGUUGUUGGCCCAACCACAGAUUUACUCCAUGUUGUUGGUUCUCUUCCCAUGCUUUCAUUUUCUAACUUGACAGGGGAGAAAUGAUCCUUCUUUGACUCUUAUUUUUCAUGGUCACUUGCCAUAAAUUUUGGGGGACAUAGGCUGUCAUCGUUAAAUAUGUCCAGCACAUAACAAUGUUUCAAAUAGAGAAAUAAUCCAUUUAAAAGUAAAUAUGUUGGGAAAUUAUUAAAUAUUCAUACACCUUAGACUUUACUACAAAAAUUCUGCAUGUUUAACUGAAGUUUGAUUUUUUUUUUUUGACUCCUUUUUGUAAGGUUGUCAUUGCAUAUGAUCAGACCAGGGUUACCUUUGGAGCAGAUGAAAUAGUUUUAAAGGGAGUUGGGCCUAAUAGGUGUGUACAAUUUGUAUUGAAAACUUGCAUAAAUUUUAAAGUGCCUGAAACUCCUCUUCAAAAGUGCAUAGAGUUGCUUUAACUGUACAUCUUGAUGUGAACAGGAUUCUUUUGUCUGCUGGACGGGGCCUACCUCUUUCAGAAAACAUUCAGAUAAUAUUUUAUAGAGCAAGAAUUUCUCACACAAAAUAUAGGUCUUGUUUUCUUCCAUUAACUUUUUUUUUUUUUAACUCUUUGCAGCCUGCUGGAACAAGCCAAAAAUACUGUAUUUCUUCCCAGUGAUUUGUUGUUAAUAGUGGUUAUUCAGCUGAAAUUUUGAAACUUGCAUUGUUCAAUCACUUUGACAUUUUUUUCUGCCUGCAGCCGUGUUUUCACUAGCUCAGUUCAGGAGAUUAUUAGGGUGGGAUUUCAGAUUAUCCCCUUCUGUUGCCUCUUCUGGAACUCAAGAAUGUGUUUGUGGUCAAAUGUGCAAAGUUUCAGAGUGGCGGCAGCAUUUGUUUUGGGAAAGAAGCUUCAAUAGAACUGGUUCAGCAAGUUUUAUCUGCAUAUGAGUUUUUUUAAUUCUUGUUUUCAGAAAAUUACUGAGAAAAAAUACUUAGAAUUCAUAAAAACACCCUUGUUAUUUUUCAAAUUAGAACUACACAUGAAAAUAAGCUGUGUGAUGGAAAAAUAUGUCUAAUUUUGGUUUUUAAUGACAAAUAUGUAAAAACAACCAGAGAUUUUCAGGGUUUUUUUUUAAAGGAAAAACACAGUUAAAAUAUGAACAAAACUAGGAAAGAGUUCCUUGUAAAAGAGCAUUUUAUGUUAAAAUGGAAAAUUCUCACUUCAGUUCACUAGUGCGUAAGAGAAUUUGUCAGCAGUAGACAGAAUACCGUGAUAUGUUUGAGACUAAAAGGCAGAAAACCACAGUCAGAUCUUCUCUGUCAAGACACCCUGUGUGUACACACAUAAAUGCAUUUGAGUGCUUUUUCAUUUCAACAUUAGAGGAGAAAAGGUUUGUCUCUGACAUGAUUGCACUGAAAUGUAUCUUCCUGGUUGUGUUGGGGAAAGUUUAAAAUUCCAGAUACUGCAGAACACCUGAUAAAGAAACAAUAAAUGUUUUAGCAUUUUGUAGCUGUCAUGUUCUGUAUGGGAUUAGAUACCUUUGUUACAGACCAAGGUAUUGAAAUAGUGCCACUUCUUUGCAGAUAAUACAAUUUUCUACAAAAUAUUUCUCUUUUCCUUUUAAGUUCAAAAUCCCUGAUGAUGCAUGAAAUCCAACAACCACCUGAGCAUCAUGUUCAUGCAGCUGGGCGAUCUGUUGCUCCCCAGUCUGCAACACAUGAAUUUCAGGACAGAGGUCAUGAUAAGCCAGGUCAAGUUUGGUAUACCCAGAUUCAAAGAAGAAUGUUAAAAAAAUUCCAAAGCAGAUAUCUAGCAAGGAAAUUCUUCUGUCUGUGGGCAAAAAAGACAUUUGCACAAGUUCUCCCUUCCAAAGCCAGAUGCUUUUAUGAUCAGAAGAUUCUUCAAAAAACUUUUGGGGAGUGGAGGGAGCAGUGGACAGUUUGUAGAGAAAGGAAGUUCAGCCUCAGAGCAGACAACCAUUACAGGCAUUUGCUCCUUAAAUUGAUAUUCAAGGCUUGGAGAGCCUAUGUAUGCCAGCAGCAAGGAAAGAGGAGCAAGUAUUAUAUUGCAGAGUCUCAUGCAAAGAAGCAAGCUAUGCUCAGGACCUGGCAGCACUGGCUGGUUUAUGUUGGUGUUCAAAGGACAAAACAUGGGAUGCAGUCUGUGGCACUGGCAUUCAGGGAAAGAAGCUGUUUGCGCAUUUCAUGGGCAGUGUGGAGAAGACAACACUACCAGAAAUGCUCUGGACAUAAAAUGAAUAUUUUGGCUCUGCAGCAUUGGGCCCAGGGCCUGCAAUUUCGAGCUUGGUUGCAGUGGCAAGAGCUGUAUUUAUAUACCCAGAGUGACAAGCAGAAGGACACCAGGGCAGUAACUCACCAUCAGCGCUGGGAAUUGAGGAGAUGCAUGGGAGCAUGGCUGGGAUACCUGGACCUCAACAGAGUAAAGAAACGUCAGAAUGAGGUGGCCCAAGAGUUUUGCCGAAGCAGGACGCUCCGGAGGUGCUUCUCUGAUUGGCAGCAGUUGUGGGAGUGCAGGAGAAGAAUGCAUGCUCACCAAAGGGACCUGGAAAAACAAGCAGCAAGGAUUGCCUUAUGGAGAGUCUUUGCACACUGGAAGCAUUAUGUUGUGCUAUGUGUGGAAGAGGCUCAGCAAUGUGAGCUGGCUGAAAAGCACUACAAGUGUCACCUGUUGGAACUUGGCUUUAAGGGUCUUCGGCAAAAUGUCCUGGACACUCAUCUUCAGCAAAUGAGAACAAAUCUGUCGUCCCGUCAGCAUCGAGUUACAGUGCUGCAGAAGUACUGGAACCAUUGGAAGUCCCGUUUGGAAGAGAAGGAGGAAGAACAGCAGCAGGCCUUAACAUCAGUGGCUCAUGCCCGUUAUAGGAGGGUGUUGAUGAGACAGGUAUUUGACACAUGGCUGCUGAAGGCCUGCAAGCUGCAAGAAUAUCGAAUGAGAGAGAAGAGGGCUGUCCUUCAUUUCGAAAGGCAGCUCUUGCACUGUUUCUGGUGCUGCUGGCGUAGGAGAACAACUGCACGUUUGGAGGAGCAGGAGGGCUUGGUUCGUGCAAGAGAUCACUACAGUAACCAGCUGCUGCUAAAGGCCUUCAGUUUGUGGAAGCAAAAGACUCAGGCGAGAGAAACAGAGAGGCUCAAGGAGACAGAAGCUUUAAAAUUUCACUGUUCAAAGUGUCUGCAGCAGACUUGGAACAAGUGGAGAGAGUAUGUGGGACAUCAGCGUGAGAAAUGGAGGAAGUUGGUGCAAGCAGACCUGCACUAUCAACACACAUUACUGGGCAAGACUUUGGCGUCUUGGAAGAUUUACCAAGAAAAUGUACAGUGUAUUCUGUAUCAAGUAACUGAGAAGGAGAAACAGCACACUCGACUGCUGCUGCGACAGGUGCUGUGUACCUGGAGAGAAAAUGCCCUUGCUCUUAUACAUGAAUCUAAGGCAGAUGAGCACUACAGGAGAGCAAUCCUGUCAAAGGUGCUGCUGCAGUGGAGAGACACUGCCUGGCUAGGAGCGUGUCACCGCCAUCUGAAGGUGACAGCUGUGGUGGAGGCCAGAAAACAUUUGGAUAUAGUGUAUUUACAGACCCUGUUUCUUCACUGGAAGGAAUUAACAAGGGAGUCUCUGAUGCUGAAGGCUCACCACCAUAGGGCAGCACAGCACCACCAGCAGCACUUGCUCCAGAAGUACCUGGUGAAAUGGAAAAAUUAUCAUCAGAAAUGCCUUGGGAAAAAGCUGCUGCAGAGAAGGGGAGAUGAACUAAUGACUCAUAGACUUUGCUCUGCUUCCUUCUCUUGCUGGAAAGCUCGGCUGUUGCAGCAGCAAUGGGAAAAGCAGAAGACAGUGCAAGCACUGUGGCACUGGUCCCUUUCAGUGCAGAGGAAGGCAUUUGAUGCUUGGCUCGGGUUUGCAAAAGGGCAGCAGGAGAAGAAAGAUGGCAUUGAAAAUGUCACAGGAGUUCACCACACAACUCCUUUGAGAGAAGAUGCAACCCGUGCCUUGAGAAACACUGCUGGCAUCAAACAGCUUCAGGGUCAGCUCCACACCCGGCACCAGCUGGAGAAGAAGCAAGUGACAUUGAAAAGGCCUGAUGUUAGUCCUGAGACAAGAGGACAUUCAUCAGAGGAAGAGCCAUGGCCUUCAAAAUGCAGACAUCUACCACUUCACCCUGCUGAUUGGGGCUCAGUUCUCUGUGGCCUAAAUGCUAUUCAACAAGCCAGGUUACCACCAUGGAAGCCUGAGUUUCCUCUGGAGUCUCUAGAAAGCAAGGGACUGCUGGGACCUCCUUUUACUAGGUCAGAGGUACCCUUUCAACAAACAUGUGUGAAUAAAUGUUCUGCACAGACUGGGAACUUAAUGCUGACACCUCACAUGGAAGAAAGUACCUGUAAAUGUCUAUCUCAUCCCCAUCCCUCUCUCACUUGUGCUGCUCUCCCCUCUCUCCCCCUGUGGACACAGGACAUGCACUGUGCUGGGCAGGGGCCAGAGCUAUGGUCUCCUGCAUCUUUCAUGUCCCAAAUGAAAGCUGGCUCAGAAAAGAGAGGAGGUCAGCCUGUGAAUGGUCACAAAGGAGCCCAUUCCCAAGACUCUCAACAGAAUUCUGUGGAGAAGAAGUUGCAACCAAAUUUGCAGCCACAUUUGCUGUCACCUGAAAACUUGGUGGGAAAAGGGAGUCACCAGACUGCAGCUGAAGGGGAAAAGAGGGAGCACAGUUCCAGAGAAGAAAUGGUGUUGCAGAGAAAGGUGGAAGUUGAACUCCGACAUAUCCAGCAGCAGAUGCAGUACUACUACAGCAGGAAGCAAGAACUCAAGUGCUGUCAACAGCAGGCACAGAUUCUGCAGCAGUGGCUGGAAAUGAGCAUGCAGGCAGGAGCCCAAGAUGGUGUGCAAGGAGUUCAGGAAGAAUUGGGUCAGUUAAAGCUGAGGAUCAAUACUCUCACCAAAGCACAGCUAGCUGAGAGACAUCAUGUGCAGACCCUGCUUGCCCGCCUGCGAGAUAUCCAGCUUGCCCUGGAUCUGUAAUACAUCUGAACCAACUUCCCAGCUCAGGGGUAGGACUUUUUGCCCCUUUCAUAGGAGGGAAUGAUGGAAGAGAUGUAUCCAUUCACUUAGUUCUAUGUAUGGCAUUUAUAUUUGAUAAAUUACGUUAAAUUAAUUUUGCUUUUUUUAUUAUUACUCUACCUGAUCAAACUGGAGCUACAUCUACCUCAUGCUGCACUUCCAAUACCUAGUUUAGGUUACUUGUCAUGCGACAAAGAUAAGCAACACAGAUAAGACUUUUUAUUUCAAAAUGUUUACAAUUAAAUGAGUUCAUGUCAGUAAGUCAUACACUUUGCCAUACAAAAAUACCGUGCUACUGAUACAGUUGAAUUAAAUGGAUUCUCCAUGGAGGAGAAAUUCACAGCAUUAUCAGUACCCUCAAGGAACUUUGUUUUCACUCCUGGGCUGUGUUGCCUAACAAGCAAUGUUGGUUUAUUAGCUCGCUCUGCACAGUAUUAAAACCAUCAUAAAAACAGCCACUUGCAUGCUGAAUCCUCUCCUCCUUCUGAGAUUUCUAAUAAAGCAAACAUCAAGCAACCCAUCCUCCAUCACUACGCUAAUAGUUACCUUCAGAUACUCUGGAUGAUGCUGCUGAGUAGGAAGAAAUUAAAGCUUAAACUUCCUUUGGCUCUGUCUGGAUGUCAUAGGCCCCAGUGGAAAAGAGGGAAGAGAUUGUCUUUUUCUCUUACCCACUG
This is a messenger RNA of Corvus hawaiiensis (hawaiian crow), 6016 nucleotides long. It is a transcript of the gene SFI1, whose product is annotated as SFI1 centrin binding protein. The record is from RefSeq and is a predicted model, not a curated record. NCBI's taxonomy places the organism in Eukaryota, Metazoa, Chordata, Aves, Passeriformes, Corvidae. The transcript has 29 exons. The coding region runs from base 1914 to 5303 and encodes 1129 amino acids. Gene Ontology annotation, molecular function: phosphatase binding.